GGCUGCAGCAAGGCAACAAGCCAACAACCAUCCCGCUCCUCCUCCCUCCGUCAGGCUGUCACUGUCCCCCUCACCGCCGCCGUCCUCGUCACCACACCUCACCCGUUGCUCCCACUCCUUCCAGAACCACCUCCUCGCCACCGUGGCUGCCUGCCCUGCCCGCUAUAAGACUCUUCACUCCCGCUGCGACGCAGUCCUCACAAGCACCAGACCAAUUAACUAGCUUCUUCUAGCUCUAGCUAGGCUCGUCUGCUGCAAGAAGGUAACAGCGCAGGCAUGGAGGGGAAGGAGGAGGACGUCCGCCUGGGCGCCAACAAGUUCUCGGAGCGCCAGCCCAUCGGCACGGCGGCGCAGGGCACGGACGACAAGGACUACAAGGAGCCCCCGCCGGCGCCGCUCUUCGAGCCCGGGGAGCUCAAGUCCUGGUCCUUCUACCGCGCCGGCAUCGCCGAGUUCGUCGCCACCUUCCUCUUCCUCUACAUCUCCAUCCUCACCGUCAUGGGCGUCUCCAAGUCCACCUCCAAGUGCGCCACCGUCGGCAUCCAGGGCAUCGCCUGGUCCUUCGGCGGCAUGAUCUUCGCCCUCGUCUACUGCACCGCCGGCAUCUCCGGCGGGCACAUCAACCCGGCGGUGACCUUCGGGCUGUUCCUGGCGAGGAAGUUGUCCCUCACCAGGGCGGUGUUUUACAUCAUCAUGCAGUGCCUGGGCGCCAUCUGCGGCGCGGGCGUCGUCAAGGGGUUCCAGCAGGGGCUGUACAUGGGCAACGGCGGCGGCGCCAACGUCGUGGCGCCCGGCUACACCAAGGGCGACGGCCUAGGCGCCGAGAUCGUCGGCACCUUCAUCCUCGUCUACACCGUCUUCUCCGCCACCGACGCCAAGAGGAACGCCAGGGACUCCCAUGUGCCGAUCCUCGCCCCUCUUCCAAUCGGGUUUGCCGUGUUCCUCGUCCACCUGGCCACCAUCCCUAUCACCGGCACCGGCAUCAACCCCGCGCGGAGCCUUGGCGCCGCCGUAAUUUACAACCAGCACCAUGCGUGGGCUGACCACUGGAUCUUCUGGGUCGGCCCCUUCAUCGGCGCUGCGCUGGCUGCCAUCUACCACCAGGUGAUCAUCAGGGCGAUCCCGUUCAAGAGUAGGUCUUAAAGGAGCCGAUGCUGCUGCUUCGAGAUGCUGCCGGUCUUGAAAGGAUGGAUUCGUGGCUGUUUCAAAUGAUCCCCUACUAUGUUACGUGGAGUUCCAUUCCUCUUUCAAAGUUCGGAGCUGCUUUUAUCCGAACCCAGACUUGUAAUUCAUCUGUACCAAUUGUGUAAUAUGCCGCGCCUCUGUUAUGUGCAAUUCAAAAUUAUGAGACAGCGAGUC
Zea mays is the source of this 1359-nucleotide messenger RNA. Its product is annotated as transmembrane protein. Bases 277 to 1143 code for a protein of 288 amino acids. Gene Ontology annotation, biological process: transmembrane transport. Gene Ontology annotation, cellular component: membrane. Gene Ontology annotation, molecular function: channel activity. NCBI's taxonomy places the organism in Eukaryota, Viridiplantae, Streptophyta, Magnoliopsida, Poales, Poaceae. The transcript has 4 exons. The record is from RefSeq and is marked provisional.